AUGUACUCUGCUAUUGCCAUUGGACUACUUGUCGGAGUUACUGUUCUUUCUGUGGGUGUGUUUGGUGCCAUGGCGUAUGCCGUAGCGUCAAGAAAGACAAAGGACAAGGAUUCGAAAUACGGACACCAGUACCCAGUUUCUUCACACGGAAUUUUCCCCGGACGUAUAUGCCUAGAAGUGGUCACCCUUAAUACAAAACUUACUGUGAUUAGUAAUACAUAUGGAACUAAUAGAACAAACUGGUACUUCUUUUGGCGGACUUCCAAGGCAUAUUAUGGUUAAGGAGUGUUGUUGACACUUGUGCGAUAAUCAGUAUAUGUAUGUGAGUGAGAUCUCAAGAUGGCCAUUUCUCUUAAGAAACUUUCAAAUUUACUCAGUGCGUAUAACUUGAAUAAACACAUGGCAGAAUUUACGGAGGAGAUGAACAUUAUAGCAAUUAUCUGCUGAAUUACUAGAGCAAAUUAGUAUAGUUGAGUUGUCAAAUUUAUUCAUUACCAAAAUAAAAAGCUUAUAUGCACAAAACAAUGUCUGUUCCUUUUAAUUGCAUAUUACUUACAUUAGCCCAAAAGCGUCGGACUACGACAAGAAAAACCUUAUACGUUCUUGAUACUCUAUAACCAAUCCAACUAACUAGCCAACUAAGAAGUAACUGACGAUUUUUUCAAGUUCGUUCGAUUGUCAUGUCACUGUUAUUAAUUUCUCUAAAUAUGUUAAUUCUUUCUUCGUCAGAAUCUUGUCCUUCUUGGACCCGAAACUUUCUUUUUAAUUUUGUUUCUCUCUCUAGAGGCUCAGGAUCAGGUUCGGCUUCAAUCUUCAUUCUGAUGAAAUAAUUAAGCAAUUUGUAGUAAAAGUAAGCUAGAGUUCCAGUGCCAGCCACGGUAACAAAAGCGAUGAUCAGCCAUGCAAGCAUUGAAAGCUGUCCACUCAUAUGAAGUAAAUGUUCUCUGCAAGCUUCUGCACUAUUCCAAAAAAGCAACAGCUUAAAACUUCUUCUCGCUCUCAAGCCUCCGUUCCGUCUUCUGUACCACUUCAAGAUGACAAAUAUCCCCAAAAUAUUGAUAUUCGCGACUUGUUUCGCUGAAUUUGUAGAUUAUGAACAGCCGCGGUAAAACAUUUCAUCGCUGACUCGACAUGGUUGAUUGGCAUUUUGGAUGAAUGGGCACAAAAUCGGUUCGUAAAUAAAUGAAUCAUUAGCCGACUACAAGCAUCGUUUCUAAACCAAGGAAAACACAAUUUGGUCUUCCAUUUUUUUAACUGGGAGAAAACACUUCUGCGUUUAAUAAGUAUAUACUUGUGGUACUCUUUUAACAGGAAAGUUUCACGAAUAUUGGCUUAUGAUUCUAUUUCACCAAGCAUACAAGAUUUGAGUUUUUAAAUGAGUACAUAAUUACAAUAGACUUUAAUCUAAGAAGGUAGAGGGUCAUCUUAUUAAGUCAUGAUCACGUUCCAACUGAAGUAAACAGAAGAUAUGAAAACUUUAACAUUACAUAAGGUGUACUACAGUAUAAAUCAAUUCUUAGCUUGCAACCACAAAGACAAGGCUGCCAGGGAGCUUUGGGGGUCAAAACAAUAGAAUUUUUGCUCGAAGAAUGUAGAUGAAAAUAACGAAAAUAGAGUUUAGUUCCCAGAGGAGAGAAUUCCUUUUGUUCUUGACCACCAACAUAGCCGCCAUGACGUCACGUUCAAACCUGCAAUACUACAGCUAAUAAAAUUGGUACAAAGUAAUAGACAAGUUUCAGAGCAGUGAGAUUCAAUCUUCUCGGCGUCACCCAAAAACCAUGGUAAAAACAUUAGUGAUUAUGCUGGGCUGGAGUUAUUAAUCUCCUAAAUCUGACGCACUUUUGUUAGUGUUUCUAUGUUUCUUACGAAUUCUUGCAUAUGAUUUUGAAAGAAAACAAAAUGCUUCCUAGUGCAAUUAAGUAACCAGGCCUUCGAAAAUGCACUGGGCAUGAGUUAAACUCGUGGAAGUAUUCCAUUCCUGAAAUCAUAGAAAUCUCUGCCGUUUUAUCGGCAAGGUACAUUUCCACUGUGUGAACAAAAACAAGCAAGCAAAUCAACAAACAAAAAACAAAUAUAGGAUUGUGGGUCUUGUAAAAAACAAACAAACAAACAAACAAAAGCAAAUGUAUACGUAAUUAAGUCAUCCAAUGACCGUGAGACAGUAAACUUUAAAGUCCUGAUCCACGCCAUUCAGUUUUCCUGUUAACACUUAAAACGCAUCAAAAGUUCCUGUCCGCAUAAGCUAGCGCAUUUACGCAGUUUGCGAUCGUUCACACUAAGCCAUCUAAGAAAGACAUGCGUUGCCUUUUUGUUCUUAUCUACAGUUUUCAGAUGAGUUCAGUAUUUAGAAUGUGCCCCGAUUUCACCGCUCAGAAUGAUGCGCGAGUCAUAACUUCAGUACUUAUGAGAACCUCCAUUAGCUUUGAUUUUGUAAAUAUAUAUUUGCAUCAGUUUGAUCAAUAACCGUAUGGCUGUUGCACUGCAAACCCCUCAAGGGAGGGGGGGUUGGAGCUGCAACCACCCCACCCCCUCCUUUUUACCACGAUUUAUCAGUAUUAGUCAUUAUUAUUGCUUGUAAGUAUCUGCAAGACCCAGCAACCGCCAGGGCUCGGACUUCCGCACUGUCUCAGCGAGGAUGGCUGUGCUUGAAAUCUGUCUUAUCGCCAUUGGCGUGCUGAUCUUUGCGGCUGCAAAUGUUAUGGCAAUCAAGCACUAUGUUAGCGGCAAGGCGAGGAUUGAUGAUGAGAAAUCAAGACCUACCUAUCAGCCUGUCGAGCGGGACAGCAAUGGCCAUUUAUACUACUGA
This is a messenger RNA of Porites lobata, 2806 nucleotides long. The record is from the annotation of a GenBank genome assembly. NCBI's taxonomy places the organism in Eukaryota, Metazoa, Cnidaria, Anthozoa, Scleractinia, Poritidae.